AUGGCGGAUGAUACGCGGCAGCCUGACACUUCACCUGCUGAUGAAAAGCCUCAGUCAGAUGCCCGUCCUUUCACACGACCGAAGCCCAAGCAUGACUUCCCAAAAACCCAAGCUGGGAAGAUGUGGGAAAUGCUUGGGAAUCCUGCGGAGCCCGCAAAUGCCUUGCCUGGAGGAACGUACAACUCAGCAGGCGGGCUCUCUUCUAUGUUGAUUACCACCAACCUGGCAGUCACUGGAUUUGCACUCUCGGCCUCCGGAAUGUACUACUGGUGCGACCAAAGACGACGCGAGGAAGCUAGAGGCAUGGCAAUGGCUGUUCAGGGCAUGAAGAUGCUUCAUGAGAAAAAAGCCCGGGAGAAGGCGGCUGAGGAAGCUGCGCGGGUAGCCACAGCCGCAGCCGCAGACAUUGAGGAGCAGGAACGGAAACGGAGAGCUCACUGGUACAAAUUCUGGUAA
This is a messenger RNA of Fonsecaea monophora, 456 nucleotides long. RefSeq lists its product as hypothetical. Gene Ontology annotation, biological process: mitochondrial respiratory chain complex IV assembly. Gene Ontology annotation, cellular component: mitochondrial inner membrane. NCBI's taxonomy places the organism in Eukaryota, Fungi, Ascomycota, Eurotiomycetes, Chaetothyriales, Herpotrichiellaceae. The transcript is spliced from 2 exons. The record is from RefSeq and is a predicted model, not a curated record. Bases 1 to 456 code for a protein of 151 amino acids.